This is a messenger RNA of Colossoma macropomum (tambaqui), 1719 nucleotides long. It is a transcript of the gene otpb, whose product is annotated as orthopedia homeobox b. NCBI's taxonomy places the organism in Eukaryota, Metazoa, Chordata, Actinopteri, Characiformes, Serrasalmidae. The record is from RefSeq and is a predicted model, not a curated record. Gene Ontology annotation, biological process: neuron differentiation; regulation of DNA-templated transcription. Gene Ontology annotation, molecular function: DNA binding; DNA-binding transcription factor activity, RNA polymerase II-specific. The transcript has 3 exons. The coding region runs from base 1 to 966 and encodes 321 amino acids.
AUGCUCUCUCACGCCGACCUCCUGGAUGCUCGCCUCGGGAUGAAGGACGCCGCGGUCGAGCUGCUCGGCCACAGGGACGCUUUGAAGUGCCGGCUCGGCGGCGCAGACACCGGCCAUCCCGGAGACCUGAGCUCCGGCGCCGACGCGGUAGAGGGGACCACCCUUCUCCCCGGGGAAGACAUAAGCAAUGGCGGAUCGAACCCCAACGGCUUGCAGCAGGUCGGCGCCAAAGAGCAGGACAAACAGCAGCAGCAGCAGCAGCAGAGCUCGGCUCAGGCUGGAGGACAGCAGAGCCAGCAGAAACAGAAACGCCACAGGACCCGCUUUACUCCGGCGCAGCUUAACGAGCUGGAGCGGAGCUUUGCAAAAACCCACUACCCGGACAUCUUCAUGAGGGAGGAACUGGCGCUCAGGAUCGGAUUAACUGAGUCCCGCGUGCAGGUCUGGUUCCAGAACCGCCGCGCCAAAUGGAAGAAGCGCAAGAAGACCACCAACGUGUUCCGCGCGCCCGGCACGCUGUUGCCCACCCACAGCCUGCCGCAGUUCCCGUCCGCCGCGGCCGCCGCCGCCGCCAUGGGGGACGGCCUGUGCUCCUUCCACGCCAACGACACGCGCUGGGCGGCGGCGGCCGGCAUGCCGGGGGUCUCCCAGCUGCAGCUGCCGCCCUCUUUGGGCCGCCAGCAGGCCAUGGCGCAGUCGCUGUCGCAGUGCAGCCUGGGAGCAGGGCCGCCCCCAAACUCCAUGGGCCUUUCCAACGGCUUACAGUCCAACGGCUCCGGGCUGCAGUCGCACCUGUACCAGCCCACCUUCCCCGGCAUGGUGCCCGCCUCCCUCUCCGGUCCGACCAACGUGAGCGGCUCGCCCCAGCUGUGCAGCUCGCCGGACAGUGACGUGUGGAGAGGGACCAGUAUCGCCUCACUGCGCCGCAAAGCGCUCGAGCACACGGUGUCCAUGAGCUUCACCUAACGGGACAAAAGAAAAGAUGAUAAUUAAGAAAAAAAGAGUUCCUCGCAAAAAAAAAGAAAGAAAAAAGAAAAAGAGAGAAAGACCCCAACGAGUAGUUGAGAACAGUGGAUGAGCACUCAGGAGCGGAGGGGUGGGUUUUGGGGAGGGGGUAACUGUGGGCAAUUACAAUUGGCAGCCUUAAAGGGAGAAUGGAGUGGAAAUUUCAGCAGAAUAAAGAACAGGUUCGCACAACCCUUAACAAGAUUCGCUGUUCUAACUUUAUUCAGCAGUGAGUAACCAGGCUGCCUUCACCUCUGAUAGCAGUUAACAUAAAGGUAUUCUUCUAAAUUUAAGUCUACAUUUCAAGACAGCCAGGUUAGUUUACUUUUUAAUGUUAAAAAAGCAAACCUUUUAUACAUUUAUUUAUUUCUUUUUAAUUGCAGUGACCCCAUUUGGAAAAAGGCUGGAAGUUCAGGUAUUCUGGGCCAUCGGGUGACCAGGGGUCUCCCAUUUAUUCUAAUUUCAGCUCAUACAUUUCUGGCACAUUCUUUCUAAAUGAGCAACAAUCAUGUCUGUAAAUAGGCUAAUUUCUUUUAAUGGGAAAGUAAAUAAAAGAAUGGCUUUUUCAUUCAGCCCUGAUGUCUCAUAUGGCCAAAUAACACAAUGUCCCUGCUGAGCAAAUGGCCCACAGUACCUCAGUCCACCCUACCUUUAUUUAUGAGUCAGUUGUGUAUCUUGUCCUUAUUUAUUUAUUUAUUUAUUUAUUUAUUUAUC